CUGGCAAGCUAAUUUUCCAGGAUGUUUUAAAAACAAAAAUAAAACAUACACGCCACUUUUUACUUAAAAAAUGGGUUCCCUAUUAAGAAUAUUUUACCUCUUAAGCAGAAGCCCAGGAAGCAUAUUCCUCUAUUGACCCCCCAAAUGGGCGCCCAUGAUGACAAAGAUUGCCAGGAUCUGUUGUCUUCAUUUAAGAACAAACAAUUGUGUGAAAAAUCUAAAAUUAUCUAUAAUAGGGUUUGUGACAGUAGACACAAGUGUUAAUUGAUUUUUUAUUAUGAUACGAUUUGAUAUCAAGCGACAUGUUUUCGCACAAUUAAUCAGAUUGAAGUGGAACCAAAACAUAUUACCGUAUACUGUGAUUAUCAUAUCAUUUUGGGUGGUGUAACUAUUUGAAACAUAAGAGUAUACUCAAAAUGAAGUUUAUCCUAGUUCUUGCCCUUAUUUCUGCUUCUUUGUCGCAGAUGUCCGCAAAAUAAAAUUCACGGCGCGUAGUCUGCUAUGUAGGUACCUGGGCUACAUAUCGUACCGGAAACGGCAAAUUCGAUAUCGAGAAUAUCAACCCCAAAUUGUGCACCCAUCUCAUAUAUACUUUUGUCGGUCUUCACGUCAACGCAUCCAUCCACAUCUUGGAUGCUAAUUUGGACAUUAACAAAAAGGGCUACAAGAGAUUCCAAGCACUCAAGAAGGAGAAUCCUAGUUUAAAAACGUUGCUCGCCAUCGGAGGAUGGAACGAAGGUUCAACUACUUACUCCACCAUGCUCAGUGAUUCUAACCUGAGGAGAGCCUUUGUGAAAAAUGCUGUGGAGUUCCUGAAAACGCAUGGCUUUGACGGUUUGGACUUAGACAUCGAGUACCCUGGACAAAGAGGAGCUGCUGCAUCAGAUAAGGAGAACUACUCAAAAUUGAUUGAAGAAUUGAGAAAGGCAUUCGAGUCACAUGGUUUCCUGCUAUCUGCAGCUGUACCUUGCACUGGAAGCUCUGCCGAUAUUUCCUACGAAGUUCCAAAAUUAAACGAAUACCUAGAUUUCAUCAACGUUAUGACCUAUGAUAUCCAUGGUUCGUAUGAUGGUGCAGUAGGUCAUGUGGCCCCAUUAUACGCUUCAUCUGUGGAUAAAUCUCAAUCUGCUAAACUGCUCAAUGUGGACGAAUCGAUUAAAGCUUGGAUCCAGAGAGGUACUAGUCCACAAAAACUGAACUUGGGUAUUCCACUCUACGGUAGAACUUUCACACUUAAAGACCCAAAACAUGUCGAGAUAGGAGCUAAAAUUACUGGCCCAGGAGCUGCAGGACCUUACACCAAGGAAGCUGGCACUUUAGGAUAUAAUGAGGUUGUUGAACUACAACAAAAAACAAAAUGGACUGUCGUUUUUGAUGACGAGCAAAAGGUACCCCAUGCCUACCAUGAGGACCAGUGGGUUGGAUACGAUGAUCCAAAGUCAAUCAAAAUCAAGGUGGCGUACGCAAAAUCAAUGAAUCUUGGAGGAAUAAUGGUAUGGUCAGUCGAAACCGAUGACUUCUUGGGACUAUCUGGAACGAAGAAUCCUCUGCUUACUACUAUAAAUAAUGAAUUACACUAAAUUUUGUAUAGCUCUUUUUUUAGUUAAAGACGUUUACAAAUAAAGAUACAAGUAUUACCGACAAUACCGAUUUUUGAAAUGCAUUAUGCAAACGAAAUUAUACAGUUAAGUUAAAAUGAAACUGUUAGAAACUGAUCACGAAACUGAAACUGCAGCCCAAGCCCUUGACCAGAGCUGAGCUUUCAAAAUUUCCAAAAAUAUUAAACUUUUAAAAACUUUUAAUACUUUGAAAGACUUAAAAAAUUGAGAAUUCCAAGUUCUGAAAUUUUUGGAGAUUUUUAAAAUUCUAACGGAUAAGGAAAUUUCGGCGAGCUUGAAACAUUUGGAAACUAUGAGAAUGUUGAAAAUGAUGAAUUAUUGAAACUUUUGAAGAUCUUAAAAAUCUUGAAAACCUGUAUGACAACUGUUAGUCUACUGUGAAAUACAAAUGUUAAAUUUUUACUUGAGGGUCACCCGAG
Messenger RNA from Acanthoscelides obtectus, 2038 nucleotides. The record is from the annotation of a GenBank genome assembly. NCBI's taxonomy places the organism in Eukaryota, Metazoa, Arthropoda, Insecta, Coleoptera, Chrysomelidae.